Spinacia oleracea (spinach) is the source of this 2133-nucleotide messenger RNA. RefSeq names its product myb family transcription factor PHL5. NCBI's taxonomy places the organism in Eukaryota, Viridiplantae, Streptophyta, Magnoliopsida, Caryophyllales, Amaranthaceae. The transcript has 9 exons. Gene Ontology annotation, molecular function: DNA binding; DNA-binding transcription factor activity. The coding region runs from base 439 to 1698 and encodes 419 amino acids. The record is from RefSeq and is a predicted model, not a curated record.
UAUUGAGUGAGAGAAUUAGAAAUUGAACAAGUAAAAAUUGAAGAUGUGAGUAUCGAAUCUUGAAAAAUGCAGAAAAGCCAAAUUGGAUUUGAUUCGACAACAACCUAUAAUUAAUGACAUUAGUGUCUAGGAACAAACACAAAUUAAGCACUCAAUUUUCUAAUCUACGAUUAUAUUUUUGGUGGAACCAAUUGCAAUUUGGUCUUCGUUUCGGCGAUUCCAAUGAUCUUUAUAUCGAACCUUUUUGUGUUCAUGGAAUGGAUUCCUCCAUGAAUGAUUUUUUUAUUCACUCAGACCUCCAAUUUUUCCUUCUCAGAGAAUCGUUAGGCAUUCAGUUGUACUUCCUUUCCGUUUUUGUUUACCAGUACUCAGCUUGUACCUACCACUGCCUGGAAAUUUUCAGGUGAAUUUUUUUUCAAUAUUUACUGUUCAUCCGUAAUGAGCAAUCAAAAGAUAGACUUUCGGGAACAAGUUCAGCAGAGCAAUGGGGUUAUUAAUGAUUGUAUGGUGGAUCUUGGUAGCCGGGACUCGCAGUUUAUUAGUGUUCGGGAGCCUUGGAACAACAUGGGUGGUUGCAUGGGAGGAGAGUCACAGCCUCAAAAUGUUUUGCCAGAUAAUCUUUCAAACGGUCGCUUUGGCUCACCAGUCCCUGGUUUCUCUACAGCUGAACGAUAUGUAGGCCUUCCGUAUGAUCACCGAAUCAGCAGCCCAACUUUUUCUUCCCAGUGCUCAAAGAAUUAUGAUUUGGAAUAUCGAUCAUUUCCAUGUUCUGCAGAAGGAUUUUCUGCUCAAUUAGGAGAACAAGACGCGACUGACUUACAUUCCAGAAACACCGUGGAAACCGCUGCAAAAUCUCUACUUUAUGGUGAUCAAAGUCAAUUUUAUGCUUCUGGAAAAACUUAUGGUAGUCCAUGUGUCAACUACCCAGAUAGUGAGCAUAUUCAGCAAUUAAAGAAUAAGUUGCUUGUUGAUUUUGCAAAUUCAGAUGGGAGGAACUAUUUAUUUCCUAUAAACGAGAAGCAGGAUUUUAGAAUUUUGGACAAAUCUUAUGAUUCUCCUCAUGGUCAGUUCAGCUUCUCCUCUCAAGGGGAAAAGCAGGUGAUCAGACCCCUAGGUGUUAUGCCCUUGAAUUCUGGCAAUUCUUUCACGUCUGGAGCUGCUAUUUCAAGCAAAACACGGAUCAGAUGGACAACAGAACUUCACGAGAAAUUUGUGGAAUGUGUGAACCUUCUUGGUGGUGCUGACAAGGCAACCCCAAAGGCAAUAUUGAAACUAAUGAACUCUGAUGGAUUGACUAUCUUCCAUGUCAAAAGUCAUCUACAGAAAUAUCGAAUUGCAAAAUACAUGCCCGAUUCCACUGAAGGAAAAUCAGAAAGGAGAAGUAGCUUGAAUGAUGUUACACAAAUUGAAAUUAAAGAUGGUGUGCAACUCAAAGAAGCGUUACAACUUCAACUUGAUGUCCAAAGGCGUCUCCAUGAACAAUUAGAGAUACAGCGGAAUCUGCAGUUGAGGAUCGAAGAGCAAGGAAGACAGCUGAAAAUGAUGUUUGAUGAGCAACAGAAGACGAGGCAUACUCUAUUUGCAGAUCAAAAUUCAGAUAAUAUGUCUCCAAAUGGCCCCACGUUUAGCCUCGACGAAGUUCAAGUUUCAAGUGAAGAAGGUUCUGGAUGUAACAACUUCCAAACCAAGAUUAGAUAGCUUCUAAUUAACCAACCUAAUACAGCAGCUAGGCUCAUUGUUCCACUUCUUCGCCGACAUCUCACUCCUUAUGAGAGGAUUGAAAGCCAUGCAUAAACUGCUAAAGGUCGAUUGGAAUCACGAUUACUCAAAUCGAGUCAAUUCGAUCAAAUGCCAUUGUUGGAGGUGAAGAAAUAGAUUGAACCGCGCUUCCUAUGCUUCAGUUCUAUGCUGCUGAGUGUAGCUUAGUGCUCACAUUGUCAAGCCAACUUAUUUUUUCCGUCUUUAGAUUUCCCGGCCUUUCCUUACUUUUUGCUUCAUAGUAAGGUACCUUUCAUUUUUUGCACAUAAACUUUAAGCGUGACAUAAUAAGUAGAUUUAACUUCUUUUUGGACAGCCAACUUCUUUUAUUUGUUACAUUAUGAUCAAAUAUCUUCUGCAAAGAAUUUCUUGACA